GUUUUGCCGAAAUUAGCAUAUAAAGAAGUAUGAACAAUCUUGUAGUACGUUGUUAACUUUCCAAUUCGUUGUUGACAUCACAUGAUUAAGUCAUGCGCUAAAUAAUGUUACAGAUACAAGACUGAGUUUUAUUAAUAAUAAGUAGUUUUAUGCACCGUAAACAUGCCUUCGUUUUCGGUUAUAGCCUUUGUGACUGUGAUAUUUGCUGUUUUAUUUGGUGACUACAUAUGUGUUUCUAACCAGAAAUCAAAUGGAGUGUCUUUAGCCCAACUAGGAAUUACAACGUCGACCACUCCGUGGCCAGAGCUUGGCAAAAGGCCUCCUCCCAAACAACAAAUCACUGCCAACACUCAACCUGUAAAUAAUAAACAAAAUGCUAAUACAAGACCUGUAAACAGUCAAGACCUUUUCAUAAGAAAUGAACAAAACUAUGGACAACCGUUUGUUCCUAAUAACCAAAACAUGGGUAAACCUAAUCAAAUGCGUCCAGAUGCAUUUGUUCAAUCCCAACAGAAGCCAACACAGAAUUCACAGACAAAACCUAAUAAUCUAAUGAGACAAGACACGUUUGUUUUAUCUCAAAGGGGUGAAGUAAACCCCAACAACCAACAACAAAAUGCUCAAAUCAAACCAAAUUCUAUGAUGCUCCCUACGUCCAAUCAAAACGCCAACAAACCGCCCCUAAACCGACAAGAUACUUUCGUAAUAUCGCCAAAAAAUCCUACACCACCAACGAAUGGACAAAGACCUCUUGUCAGACAAGAUACGUUUGUUGUUAAACCAGGUCCACAGACUCCCGGGAGCCCCAAUUUAAUGGGCGGCCCCAAUAACGCUUGGAACAACGGUAACCCAUUGACGAAACCCCAAAUGGGAGGCGGCAGUGCCCCAAACAUGAACGUGAUGGGAGGCAGCAAUGCCCCAAACAUGAAUGUGAUGGGAGGCAGCAAUGGCCCAAAUAUGAAUGUAAUGGGAGGCAGCAAUAACCCAAAGAUGAACGUAAUGGGAGGCAACAAUGGCCCAAAGAUGAAUGUAAUGGGGGGCAGCAAUGCCCCAAAAACGAAUGUGAUGGGAGGAGGUACGCCGUCGAAAGCGGGCGGGCCACAAAAUAACGCGUGGGGCAACGGUAGCCCUUUCGGUACUUCCAAUAAACCUAACACAAAUCCUUUGCCAACUAAUAAGCCGGGCGCUAAACCGGGUCCUUUAACAGGGUCGGCCAUCAGUAACAUGGGAGGAGGUGUCUCCAACAAUAACUAUGUACCGCCAGCCGGGAAUAUCAGCGAAGACGACGAAUUGAGGGAGUUUGCCGAAAACUUGUUGAAAAAGGACGUGAACAAUGCCGCUAAGUAUGUUACCAUCAACUUUCAAAAAAUGACCACCUCUUGGUCUGGAACGGAUGAAGCUCCACAGCCGCUUUUAACAAUAGAUAAAAAUGCUUUCUCCAUUCCGUCCAUACAAAAAAUGAUGUUACUGUACAACAACUAUAUCCUUGAAACAAACGAAAAUGAACAUUACACUGCCCAAGAAAAAUUGGAGGAGAAUGAUCUUCUGGAUGUUAUUUUACAAACGCCAGUGAUGCAAUACACCAGGAACUUCCUGAUCAAAAAAGGCAAACUGGGAAAGGAUCCGGCCGAAUUUAAAAGCUUGCUGCGUGAAAUCUGGUUCAACAUGUAUUCAAGGGGUGGAGGUAGAAUCGGCUCAAGUGGAUUCGAACACGUGUUUUUGGCCGAACUGAAGAAGGCGGAAGUCUCUGGUCUGCACAACUGGGUAUACUUUAACGCCGAAGAGUCACAGAAUAGAGCCAACUAUUUGGGCUAUUUGAAAAAGAUCGAUCUUGGUGGAAAAGGGGCCAUCCUCAAACACCACUUCACGUUUCACGGAGUUGAUAAGCCCGUAGGUUCCAUGUUUAUUGGAACCAGUCCGGAGUUGGAAGUUGCUUUAUAUUCGACUUGUUUUAUUUUGAGGGCCGACAAAAUUUGCCCUUUGAAAAUGAACAACAAUAGAUUUAUUAUUCGCACGUUCACAUACAGAUACAGAGGAAAAAAUAUGAUAGGAAGUGCCUUUCCAGAAAUUUAAAUGUUUAUUUAAAGUUAUCUUUAUGCAUGAUUGGGGGAGCCUUUUCCGAAAUCUAAAUGUUGUUUAUUUAAAAAUAUGUUUAUAUAUGUUUAUUUUUUUGCGACUGUUAAUAAACAAAUUUUACAUA
Messenger RNA from Aethina tumida (small hive beetle), 2200 nucleotides. Its product is annotated as endoribonuclease CG2145. Gene Ontology annotation, molecular function: RNA endonuclease activity. Bases 163 to 2073 code for a protein of 636 amino acids. The record is from RefSeq and is a predicted model, not a curated record. NCBI's taxonomy places the organism in Eukaryota, Metazoa, Arthropoda, Insecta, Coleoptera, Nitidulidae. The transcript has 5 exons.